This is a messenger RNA of Nasonia vitripennis (jewel wasp), 1727 nucleotides long. Its product is annotated as urea transporter DVU1160. Lineage: Eukaryota; Metazoa; Arthropoda; Insecta; Hymenoptera; Pteromalidae. Gene Ontology annotation, molecular function: urea transmembrane transporter activity. Gene Ontology annotation, biological process: urea transmembrane transport. The transcript is spliced from 10 exons. The record is from RefSeq and is a predicted model, not a curated record. The coding region runs from base 125 to 1432 and encodes 435 amino acids. Gene Ontology annotation, cellular component: membrane.
UAUGCUGUCUAUCUCAAAGACGGCGGCGGGUGCAGAGUAGGGGGAUAACGUGCCGUAAACAGACAGGCUACUUGGCAUCGCGCCACACAGCAGUUGUCGACCAGGGGGCCUUUUCGUCGUCGCCAUGUCCAGCGGGGAAGUGCAGCUGCAACCGGUCCGUGGCGAUCCCGAGCAGGGCUAUCGCUUGCAUAAAAAUCUGCCGAGGGCUGACGAUGAGCAACUCGCGGAGAAUAACGGGCGAUGGGCAACGAUCGGUGGCGACUGCCCGGCGUUGCGCGACUACUUGGCUCCAAAGGAAGGCACCUGCUGGGCACUGUGCAAGCUCCUCGUGUCCUUCGUACGCGGCUUUUCCCAGACCGGCUUCGCAAACAAUCCCAUUACUGGCAUUAUACUGAUGGUCGGGCUCGUAUCGACAGCUCCUGGAACAUUUCUGGUGUGUUCAGCAACAGGUUUUCUCGGUCACUUAAUAUCAAUGUCAUUACAAGAACCUUCGGUCAAUGUGGACAACGGCCUGACUGUGUUUAAUCCGCUGAUAUUCGGCGCAGUCUCGUAUUAUUUUGUGCCAGUCGUCUAUGGAGGAUUCGACGGGUUCAGUUCGUUGUUGAUGCUGUUGGGUGUUAUCUUCAUAGCAUACUUUUGGAGAGCUUGCGGAAACGGCGGAAUCCCCUGCUUGACCAUGCCAUUCAACGUGGCGGAGCUCAUUCUGCUUUUCACGCUAAAAAAUGCUGCCGAUUCACGGGCCAUUCUGUCAACCGUUCGGAAUGCCAGCUCGUCUAGUUUGGACAAUGCAGGAGCGAUAGCGGCGGAGGCGGGCUCGCUCGUUGUCGAGAACGCGACGACGCACGUCAACGCCAGUCCCGACUGGGGAAUGGUGGUGCAGGCCUCCCUGGCCUCGGCGUCGCAGCUCUUCGUCACGGAGAGCCUGGCCUUCGGCGCCCUCGUCUACCUGGCCGUCCUCGUUUACUCGCCCAUCACGUGCUUCUUCGGAUACCUGGGCUCGCUCGGCGCCUCGCUUGUCGCCCUUCUGCUCGGAGCUCCUCACCAACAGAUUCGCGCCGGGCUCUGGGGCUUCAACGGCUACCUCACGGCCGCGAGUUUGGGCGGCAGUUUCUUGGUGAUGAACGGCCAGGUAGCCGCCGCCACUUGCGUCGCCAUCGUCCUCACGGCCCUCCUGCAGCACGUGCUGCAGAUCAUCUUCGUACCGACCGGGCUGCCAGUCGGGACGAUGCCGUUCGUGCUGACCACUUGGUUGUUCAUCGGCUUGGGCAACUCAUCCGAGGGUCUAUUCAACUACCCCAUAACCAUGUCUUCUCCGGAGGGCCAGCGGCAGGAACUGUUGACUCGCCGAAAGACGGCCAAAUUGGAACAGCGCGCGGAAGCGGCUGAACCGUUGGAGAUACUGCUUCAAAACGGCAAGUCUUCGUCCGCGUGACGCCCAUCCCGUUAUUGCACCGAGUAACAAAACCAAGUGUCAACGUGCAGAGAGAGAGAGAGACCGCUCGCCAGACCCCGAAGUAAUUGUAUAUAGCUUGCGGACUCUGCUCUGCUCCUCUAUUCGGCACAACUAUAGGCAUCAUGUAAGCUAGCUAAAUUUACAGAUCAGACUAGUUUCAGCUCUUUUUGAGAAUACCUAGCCGAGAUGUUAUAUGCAACUUGUUUUUAUACAUACCUACAUUGUAUUGAUAUUGGAUUUUUUAUAAAAUACACAAAGCGUUUUGUUAAAUGAG